AUGAUGAAAAUCUAAUACUUUGNAAUUUUUGGGCCAAUCCUCAUUUUAACUCCUGUAGUCUUUUAUGGAGUAUAAAAUUUAUUAAAAAAUUAACCUUAUGAUAAUUCAGCUAUUUGUAUAACUUAAAAGGUCACAUUUUAUAAAUUUACUUAUUAAUCUUUUUUAUAACUUGGAGAUCAUUAUAGUAAAUAAGCUUUAUUUUCAGCUGAAAGAACUUGUAGAAGAGCACCUAAAAUUCAAACUCUAUAAUUAAUUUACAAGUAAGCAAUUCUAUUUCUGAUGUAUUGAGAUUAGCACAAUGGAACAAGAUGAAUAGAACAAAUAAAAUCCUUAAAAAUAAAGAACAAUUAAAUCGAGUGGAAAACAUUAAGGGAAAUUUCGAAAACCUAUAACUCAUAUUAUUUAAAAUUAAAUAACUUUUAGCAAUCCAGUUUUUUCUGAUUUAGAUGCUGAAAAGUUUAAAUAGAUAAAAAGAUUUAAAUUUAGCAUAUCAAAUAAGCUGAUCUUAAAAAGUAAUAUAUUACAUAUAAUUUUUAGGUAGAAUCUGUAAUUUGCAAUUAAGAACUACUUUAAACAUAAUUUGCAAUUAAGAACUACUUUAAACAUUGAAAUCCCUUCUAUGUUAGACUCAAUAAAAAAAGGAAAAUGCAAAAUGCUUAAGUUUUUGCAUCAGUAAAAGAAAACAUAGCAAAUUAAAAAUCCAUGUAUUCCUAUCCAGCAGCUACACAAAUCACAUUUAAAGAAAAGUAGAUUUUGA
Paramecium sonneborni is the source of this 757-nucleotide messenger RNA. Lineage: Eukaryota; Ciliophora; Oligohymenophorea; Peniculida; Parameciidae. The record is from the annotation of a GenBank genome assembly.